This is a messenger RNA of Candoia aspera, 6127 nucleotides long. RefSeq names its product leucine rich repeat containing 58 (gene LRRC58). Gene Ontology annotation, biological process: signal transduction. The coding region runs from base 47 to 1126 and encodes 359 amino acids. Lineage: Eukaryota; Metazoa; Chordata; Lepidosauria; Squamata; Candoiidae. Gene Ontology annotation, molecular function: protein binding. The record is from RefSeq and is a predicted model, not a curated record. The transcript is spliced from 4 exons.
CCACGAGCACGAUCGUACACAGGUUCCGGGGCUCUCUCCUGAAGAGAUGGCGGAGGAAGGAGGGCAGGUCGAAGCCGAGGCCCAACAAGCGGGCGAGGAAGGUGGGCUGCGGCCGAGGGGGGCCGCGGAGCCGUCCUCGCGGCGCCUGGUGCUGCCUCCAUCGUGGUUGUCCCCGGCGGGCGAGCUGCCGGCGGGACUGAGGAGCUGGUAUCCAGCCCUGGAGGUCUUGGACGUGAGCGGGACGGGGCUGUCGGCGUUGGGCCCAGAGCUGCUGGAUCUGGCGCAUCUGCACACGCUGCUGGCGAAGAACAACCGGCUGGGGUCCCCUCGGUCGCUCCCGAAGGGCCUGUCCAGCGCCCCCCUGGCCCGGUCCUUGCGCGUCCUCAACUUGAGCGGCAACCGCUUCACGCACCUGCCCGCCUUGCUCCUGGGCCUCUCCCGCCUCCAGAGCCUCAGCCUGGGGAGCAACCGGCUCCAGAGCAUCCCCCCCGCCAUCCAGAAGCUCAGCAGUUUAGAAUUUUUGUACCUUGGAGGAAAUUUCAUUACUUCCAUUCCACCAGAGUUAGCAAACCUGUCUUCACUAAGUUACCUAGUCCUCUGUGAUAACAGGAUACAGAGUAUUCCCCCUCAGUUGGCACAGCUGCAUUCACUCCGUUCUCUUAGCCUCCACAAUAACUUACUGACAUACCUUCCUCGGGAGAUCCUGAAUCUAGUUCAACUUGAAGAAUUGAGUUUGCGUGGGAAUCCAUUGGUUGUGAGGUUUGUCCGUGAACUGACCUACAAUCCUCCAAGCCUCCAGGAACUGGCUGGACGCACCAUCAAAACUCGCAAUGUUCCUUAUGUUGCUAGUGAUCUCCCUGGAAAUCUCCUUCGAUAUUUGAGUCUGGCCAGCAAUUGUCCUAAUCCCAAGUGUGGAGGAGUCUAUUUUGACAGCUGUGUCCGCCAAAUAAAAUUUGUCGACUUCUGUGGGAAGUACCGUGUUCCACUGAUGCACUACCUUUGUUCCCCAGAGUGCUCUUCCCCUUGCAGUUCUGCAUCUCAGAGUUCUAAUUCCCAGAGUGAAUCUGAUUCAGAAGAUGAAGCCAUUGUUGCUGCACGUAGGAUGCAAAAGGUUCUUCUGGGAUAGGAAGAAGGGAUAAUACAAGAAGCAAGCAUCUGAUGUUCUGUGCAAUGGGCCUGCCUUUAUUAUAUCGUUCACAGAAAAUGCACCUGGAGAAUUAUUCAUGAGAAUGCUUAUUGGCUAAAGCCACUAAAUGCCUUAGGAAGAAAUUAGCAUAGAGACUUCUUACAGCUUGCUUCCUGGAAGAACACUCUUAAAGCUUGAGAUUUUUCAGGACUUCUUGGCAUUGGUGACAUGUUAGAGAUGUUUUAAGUCCUUCAUCUCUGAGGCUGGCUUUGAGGUGGACUAUCUUUAGUCAUGGUGAUAACACCAACAAUUACCUAAGAGUAUAGAGUGGGAGUUCUUUAGUAUUGUGUUUAGCAUCUAUUAUACUUGAAUAUUGUUCUUCCCAUAAAGGUGCUCGGGCUCUCUAUAUUUAUUUUUGACAAAAUUCCUCCGAAAUACAGAAAUAUCAAUGAGUGUUACUUCCUUCUUUAUUUGGCUUCACUGCCUAUGAUCAAAUGUUAUGUUAUAACAGCAUUAAUGUGCCUUUCUAUAUUUUAAUACCAGUUCCAUUUUUCUGUCCUUCAGAGCAUUCCUGAAUUGUACCACCAAAAAUUUGGCAGCAAAACUGUUGGGUUUUGGUAGCGCUUUCCCUGUUUUUUGGCCAAGGAUUAAAAUAGACGUAUUAGUGGGUGGCAUACAAAUUGAUUGAUUGAUUGACUGACUGAAGCAUCUAUUUUACCUGUUAAAACUGUCCCAGUUUCCUCCAUGGGGGCUAAAACGUUGGCCUCACAUUUCCCAGUAAGUUCACUGGGCUACAGCAGUGCUUCCUGUGGCUGGAGCUCCUAAAGGUUGUGGUUCAGCAGAUUGGGAAAGCCAUAGGUUUCCAAUUCCUGUGUUAUACUGUAGUGUAUCAUUAGUGCCUUCCUUGGGUUUUCUUCUUGAAACCUGCCGUUUUCUAACUGUGAGAAAGAUGAAGAAUUCCCUUGUUCAAAGUUCUUCUAAAGCAAAAGUGCAAACUGCUAUCCAGGUGCCAUUAUUUGCCACAUUUUAUGUUAUGGAUCAUAUUUCAUGAUAUGUGAUUAUCUAUGCAUGUAUACAUACAGUGUUUGCUGUAAUAUAAUCUUGUUUUAUAAAAGUCAGACAUUUUUACCAGUCCUUUUAUUUCUCCCAUUUCCUUUACUGCGAGGUUAUUUACAUUAUAUCCUCCUUCAUAUUCCCACUUGACUUCCUCAUACACGCACUGCCUUUUCGUAAGACACUGCCCUAAACUUCCUCACUCUUACAUUUCUAAAUGUGCAGAAGUGUUGAAGAUACCUCAUACAUUCAGGGCCACGUCUAGUCUCUAUAAAAGAUAAAUAGUCAGAAAGGAGUCGCUGGUACCAGGCAUCGCUAGGAAUAUCAGUGGCAGCAUGUUGGUGAGCUUAAUGCAAUCAUUUUUUCACACACAACACUUGCAGUUUCACAGACUGUUGUGACUCCUUUUCACACAGCAGAUGUGUUCUUCUCCACAGGCUUGUGGCUUAAUCUUUUUUGUUUAGGCUCUUCCGUCUUUCCUAAAGCAGUGUUUCCAUUGCAGAGUAAGUGUACUUUAUCAGCAGCAACCCUAAUGUUGAGUGCUGAGUAAAAGUAAUGCUUUUGCAAUGGAGUGCCUCUUUUAUGAAUGAUGUUAGGAAUUGCUCUCAGUCAUUUAGACGCCUGUGUGUAUUAGUGAGAGGAAGGGAACCUCACAUGGAAAAGUCCCUGAAUUCUAGGGAGGAAGGAAUCCACUAUUAUUACUGAGAUCAUUGCAAGAUUUGUGAAAGAAGUGUGGGAUCUAUAGGUACUUACGUUUCUACUUUUCUAUUGCGGCUUCUUCCUCUAGUGAAAGAUUUUCUGUUCGAUAGGAUUGGUUUGUGGACAAGCAUGAAUACAUAUAUAUAUAUAUAAUUUACUCUGAGGUCUUUGAAAUGGCUCUUAUGUAUAUGUUUCUUUAAAUAUAUACAUAUACUGUAUAUAGAAAGAAACCUGGUGGAGUGAAUGUGGUAUGCACCCUUGGCCAGAAUCCCCUGUCAGGUUGAUUUUUAUUUAGAUUCACAUGUUACUGAACUCUAGAUUCCCUCAACCUCAGCCAGCAUUUUCAAUACAGUAAAGUACUGCAAGUUCUCUACUAUCUAGAUAAUGAGAGUGAUCUCCUGGAAUAAAUUUUACAAGGCUGUCUUUAUAAGCAUUGAAGAAAUGCUGCUAUUUAACAGCAAUAUAUCUUCUUCCCCAUCUUCUCUUAUUCAUAUAAUCUAGUUUACUAAAAUGAUCAGUGGGAAAUUUUUUUUUUUAAAUCAUAACAUGGAAUUAAAUCUUGCAACUUCAACUUUGAAUUAACUCCAUUCACUAAGUCUGGAAACAGAUCUAGAUAUUAGCAAGUGUUUUCAAAGUUGGCCAUUAUUAUUUCAUUGUAGCAUUCCAGUUAUAACUGAUGCAUAUACGCAUUAUAUUUAGUCUGCAAUCUCUACCUUGAGAGCGAGUCUAAAUGCAGAUCUGAUACUUCUUUUCUCUAAACUUUUUAUGUCAUGCCAGCCCAAUUAAUGAUUUUAGAGAACUUGAUAUGGUUGUAAACUACUUGGUGAUAUUUGUGUUGGUUCUAAUUAAGAUACAAUCUAACUGAAUUUUAUUUUUUAUUAGGGACAAGAUACUUAUUUUUUUCCUGUUAAUUAAUUAAUGAUUUAUAUGCAUAAUGGAAUCUUGAUACUAUUUGAUGUCAGUCCUAUACAGGUAAAAUCUCACGAUGAUCCUUGUUUAAUCUUCUGGCAUUUUUGAUAAGCUUAGGCAGUAUACACUUUGUUUUUUUCCCUGGAUUGAGCUUAUUCUAAACUGUGACUGAAAAUAAUGUUUGCACAUGUGCUCCAUCCACAGGCAUGCAAGGUUUCGUUAAAGCAUUACUUAGAUUUUAUUUUGGUUCUUUCUUUCCAUAGCAUAACAAUAAAAAAAUGCCAAAUCUGAAUGUCCUUAAAUCAUUUGUCUUUUCCGUUUGCUGUGUAUUCGUCCUGUCAUUUCUUUAUCCGUGAAUGAUAGAUGGAAUGUUUAUAAAUCAAAAUUCAGUGCUUUAGGAGCUGUAUGGAAAGUUUGGAGACAAAAUCUGAAGCAAAUUGUAUAGUUUUUUGUAUAUUUAUAGUUCACUCUAGUUAAACUUUAAAGGAUUGACUUGUUGAAUAUUUUAAUAUGCCUUGCUUGGUACAACUCUUUCUCAAAGAAAACUGAGUGGCUUUUUUGAUUUUUUAAACUUUUAAAAUACUUGAGAUUGCUUGCCAAAAGGAUAAAUUUAUAUUUUGUUUAGGAUAAUGGACAGAAGAUAUUUAACCCACCAUGGGAAGUAAUAAUUCUUACCAUGCUGCUUUGUUAUGGUCAACAGUGGGCUUUUUAGUGAGAUUAUUGCUGUUCACACAGAUGUUUAUAGUGCAAUGGAAAUACAGUUUCCAUCUUAGAAACUGCCCAAUAAAUUACAUUCCUUAUUUGUGUAGCACACUUGGUUUCUACUUAAAAAAAAUCAUACAGAUGCUAUAGAAAGAGAAAUUAGAGCACACUAGAUUUAGGAGAGACAGUUUCAAUAAUCUUAGAGAAGUUCUAGGCAAUAUCUCAUGGACAGACACCCUCAAGACAAAAGGAGUGCAGGAAGGAUGGAAACUUCUAAAAAAUUACAUACUGAAAGUACAAUCAUGCACCAUUCCUAUAAGAAAAAAGUGGAGGGCUGUGUAGGAAACUUAUGGAUGCCCAGCUUUCAACUGAGUUGAACAUUAAAAGGGACUGAUAUAGGAAAUAUUAGCAAGUAGCUAAUAUCUGCAAAAAAUAGGCUAAAGAACAAAAAGAACUUAGGGUGGCAAGAGAAACUAAAAGCAUCAAGAGGGCUUUUUUUGGCUAUAUCAGUCAAAAAAAGGAGUGGGUUUACUCCUAGGAGAUUAUGUUUGGUUAGCAACAGGUGACAGGAAGAAGACAAAGGUGUCUGCCAGAAAGGAAACUCUUCUAAUGGAGCCCAGCAGAGCAGCUAACAAAAGGACGAAGUGACAACCCAAGGUUAAGUAGAGAUAGACAGAAUUUGCUACUAUGAACAAGUUACAGCCAGUUGCAUCGGAGAGUCUUGUGAUAUCAUCUUGGAGCCCUUUUCUGCAAUCAUGGAGGACAGAUAUAGUGCCUGAAUAGCUGAGAGGUGCAAAUGUGGAAGGAGGGGAAAAAAGUGUAAACUACAGGCAUGGUAGCAAAACUCAGGAACAGUUUAUAAAGCAAUUGGUUUAUGAGCAUUUAGAAAAUAAUGCUUAUGAUUUAUGAAAUAAGUAACUUUAUUGAGGUCGUUAACCAGCACAAGAGAAUUGGUACUCAAAUAUUCAAUACUAAAUCGGCAAUAUCAGGAUUAUUAGGAAAGGCACAUACAAAGAACUUUGGCUAAAAGAUAAUAUUAAAAUAAGCUAAGGGGCUUGUUCAGCUACAUGUAUGCAACAAAGGAGAAAAGAGAUUAAAAUUAGCAAUCUGGGUAAUAUAAACUUUGAAAUAGCAAUAUCAAAUACAUAUACAUGUCUGUGUGUGGUGUGUGUAUUUGUAGAUAAUAAAAUUGUCCAGAAGUGAUUUAAUAAUAAACUUCUCUUACAGACCCCUGUCAAACCUGAGAAGAAUAUAGUAUAAUAGCAGACAUGGCAUGUACACACCAAAGCAUAAAAGAAGUUAAAAAAUAGCCAAUGUUAAUGGUGUGUCAGCCAUUUCUGGCUAUCCAUAGGCAGCUUCAAUUGCUCUUUAUUCUUUGCCUGACUUUACAUGCUGCCACACAAAACCUGGCAACCUUGUUGAUGUUGCUUAUACUGUUGAUUGUUGUAUCCUGUUUUGCUGGUCAGGAGUGGGCUAAUUAACACAUUUCAAGGUUCUGUAUAAAACUGGCAAUACCAAAGAACAUGUUUGAUAGUUUCUACCUGUCCUGAGUCACAAGGAUAUAUUUGUAAUGAAUAUGGUAUCUUUUUGUAUCUUCCAGCCAUUGGAUUUAUAAAAAAAUAAAUCAUGCCAAACUAA